UUUAGUUCCCCUUUCGCGGGCUGACAACCGGACAAGACAACAUGGACGUAGAGAUGGCAGACAGGGAAAGCGACCAGAAGCCGAGUGGAAGCGGGGUAAAGACGGACACCGAGGCCGGGGAGUCCUCGUCGAAAAGCUCCGGGAGUUCCUACGAGCUGCCCUGGGUGGAGAAGUACCGGCCGCUGAAACUGAAUGAGAUAGUUGGGAACGAGGAGACGGUGAGCCGCCUGGAGGUGUUCGCCAGGGAGGGAAACGUCCCGAACAUCAUCAUAGCAGGACCUCCAGGGACAGGGAAGACCACCAGCAUCCUGUGUUUGGCCCGCACUCUGCUGGGGGCCGCCAUGAAGGACGCCGUGUUGGAGCUCAACGCCUCCAACGACAGGGGCAUCGAUGUGGUGAGAAACAAGAUCAAGAUGUUCGCCCAGCAGAAAGUCACGCUGCCCAAAGGUCGACACAAGAUCAUCAUCCUAGAUGAAGCGGACAGCAUGACAGAUGGCGCUCAGCAGGCGCUCAGGAGGAUCAUGGAGAUCUACUCCAAAACGACUCGGUUCGCUCUCGCCUGCAACGCCUCCGACAAGAUCAUCGAGCCGAUCCAGUCGCGCUGCGCUGUGCUACGCUAUGCCAAGCUGACGGACGGCCAGGUGCUGGCCCGGCUGCAGGAAGUGGUGGAGCAAGAGCGGCUGGCCGUAUCUGACGACGGGCUGGAGGCCGUCAUCUUCACAGCACAGGGGGACAUGCGGCAGGCGCUGAACAACCUGCAGUCCACCCACUCUGGCUUUGGCUACAUCAACAGCGAGAACGUGUUCAAAGUGUGCGACGAGCCGCACCCCUUGCUGGUGAAAAGCAUGCUGGGACACUGCGUGGCAGGGGACAUGGACGCAGCGUACCGGGUAGUGGAGCAGCUGUGGGCGCUGGGCUACUCCCCCGAGGACAUCAUGGGGAACAUCUUCAGGGUCUGCAAGACGUUCCAGAUGGCCGAGUACCUGAAGCUGGAGUUCAUCAAGGAGAUCGGCUUCACUCACAUGCGAGUGGCUGAAGGAGUGAACUCCCUGCUGCAGAUGGCCGGCCUGCUGGGAAGACUCUGCAGCAAGACGGCGCCCCCUGCUGCCAGCUGAACAACAUGAACCCAACAGACUUCAUUCCUCACCAGAACCACGGUGUGGCUGGAACAAACUGGACCUGAGAGGAUGAUGACAGUUUCUGACCCCUGGAGGUUCUGAAGGGUUAAAGUUUUCCCACCGUUAGAUAAUAAACUGUUUGAUCUGCA
Messenger RNA from Xiphophorus couchianus (Monterrey platyfish), 1267 nucleotides. RefSeq names its product replication factor C (activator 1) 2 (gene rfc2). The record is from RefSeq and is a predicted model, not a curated record. The coding region runs from base 42 to 1115 and encodes 357 amino acids. Gene Ontology annotation, biological process: DNA-templated DNA replication; DNA repair. NCBI's taxonomy places the organism in Eukaryota, Metazoa, Chordata, Actinopteri, Cyprinodontiformes, Poeciliidae. The transcript has 6 exons. Gene Ontology annotation, cellular component: nucleus; DNA replication factor C complex. Gene Ontology annotation, molecular function: DNA clamp loader activity; DNA binding; ATP binding.